This is a messenger RNA of Stegostoma tigrinum, 15260 nucleotides long. It is a transcript of the gene tmem132e, whose product is annotated as transmembrane protein 132E. The record is from RefSeq and is a predicted model, not a curated record. NCBI's taxonomy places the organism in Eukaryota, Metazoa, Chordata, Chondrichthyes, Orectolobiformes, Stegostomatidae. The transcript is spliced from 9 exons. Bases 824 to 4159 code for a protein of 1111 amino acids.
UUCAUUUGUUUCUGUUCACGGCGGCGGCUGUUGCCGAGGUUGCUAUGUUGGACAGUGAGCGAUAGGCAUCGGAGUAACAACUGAAGUUCCAAUGAAUCGGCGCCGCUGCCAUUAACAUGGAACUCUGUCUACGCCUACAAAAUACCUUUUAGCAGACGCUGUCGAAUCCCUUAACGAUCGCCUUUGUGGGGGAUUCUUCUGGACAGAAACUCGGAGCCCCAAGUGUCUGAAGGGAAAGUUCCCUUUUCGAGUUCUCCGCGAUAGGGGACAUGAAGUAAUUCGUAGCCUGACGUUUUGUUUUGGACGGUGUGUGUUUUAAAGAGGAAGGCUCUACCGGUGGCAGCUUUCAGAGUUGUUGCCGUGCCCCGUCAGGCGUCCGCUGGAGCCGCGCUCCACGGUGGUCCCAUCUGCCCACAAGUUCACCCCGGUGCUGCGCCGUGCAAGCCGCGGUGAUUGUAUAUGGAGCUUGGGUUUUGAAUACGACUCGCUCGCGCGCCACUCCGUGCAGCCGUUGGGCUCCGGCUGCGGUGACUGUCUCGCGCUGCUUGUUGCCCCUGGACUUCGGGAACCGUUGGUCCUCCGCGUGGCUGCUGCGGGCGCCACCUGGGGAAAGCGGCUCGUGGCGGCCGCAAACCGCCCAGACGACUGGGAUUAAUCCAAGAGACCGGGUCACCGCGGCAAGUUUGUCCAUGUGGGUGUGGGGGAAGAGAACAAAAAUGACCGCCAACUUCUAGCACGCGUGGCUUUUCAAAGCCGGAGGGAAAAUGUAACUACUGUCCGUGGUAGACGAUUAUCACGGAACAUUCUUUCAAAUAAAGUCAAAAUGUGUAUUGCACGCUACUGUGGGACCAUAGCGCUGGUCCUCUUCGCCGUCGCAAACGCUCGCAGCCAAGUACUAUCUACAAGCUCAGAAGGAUUGCAGAGUGUCUACACAUCCCCAGCAUAUCUUCCUGUGAAUUACAAGCUCUCAAAUGUACAGCUAGCCUUCUUCCUGAAUAAGGACAUACCAAGCACACAUUGGAACAGCACCAAGUCACUCCAACGCUUGGAACACUUUGUCGUAUUUCAGACGAAAGAACUUCCAGUGGUGAAUGCUACUUUAGGACCUUACUCCAUGGAUCGUAUUCUCCCAAAAGAUAUACUUCAGCCCACAAGUACGCUGGAAGUACUGGACAGAUUCACCAUGAAUUGGAAGGUCAGAGCCUUUAUUAUCCAGCAGAGAGUUCCUUUUAACCAGCCUCUUGUUCAAGUACUAUUUUAUGUGGCAGGUCGAGAUUGGGAUGACUUUGACGUUGUAGAUAAGUUACCAUGUGCUAGACUUCAUAUUUUCCGAGAUGUCAGGGAUAUUGAAAGCUCCUGCAGACUGAGAGGAAUCUUAGCCAUUUGCCUGGUCCAAGUUGAAUUGCCCUUUGCCUGGUUUAGUUCUGGUACCACAACUCUGGGAAGAAAGAAAUCAAUGGAUAAUUUGGAUACAAUCAGUGAAAACCUUCAAGUUGAACUUUAUUACACCUUACAUCCUCCAGAUAGAAAUGGGGAAUGCAAUGCUGGCAGUGAUGCAUCUUAUCGUAAAGGAAAAACAGUCAGGCAAGGUGGAUCUCAUCAGCAGCCUCUGCUACGUAUAGGGAGUAUUAAUUUAUACCAGCCUUCCCAAGCACAGUUAACUCAGGAACACAGAUUUGAUGGAAAUAUUUUCAUUCGUUUGCCAGAAGGACCACUAAAAUCUGGGGAAGUCCUUAGUAUCUCUGUGUUUCUAACACCAAAUUCAACAGUGGAGCAAUUCAUUCUAAGGAUAAAGGCCAAAAAAGGAGUGAACCUGAAAAAUAUGUGGCCCAAAAAUCCUGAAACCUGGCAGUUGAGAUCAGAGAUCAUGAAUGGUGGAAAACAUUCUAUUGCCACAGUGGAGAUGAAUAGAAAGCAAGGAGUUUUAAGCAGCAGUGAAAGUGUUCAGCCCAACGAAAUCAUUCAAUUGAAUUUCGAGAUGGAAAAUUUUACCAGCCAGUCAGUGACAAGACGUAUUCAAUGGCAUGUUGACUACCGAGGGAAAAACCCUCCUCCAGAUUUGGACAAAGUGGUAACAGAGUUGGCAGUGAUCCAAAAAGACAUCCGUGCUAUUGUCCCACUCUCCAUGGAUGCAGAGAUCAUCAAUACUGCAAUACUGACAGGAAGGACUGUCGCCAUUCCUUUAAAGGUCGUUGCUGUGGAAAUGAAUGGAAUCAUCACAGAUGUGUCACCCUCUGUUCAGUGCAGAUCAACUAAUGAAGAUAUUAUUAAGGUCUCCAAAGGUUGUGAUUAUGUGUUUGUGAGUGGCAAGGAAACUCUAGGCUCAAUGAAUGCCCGGAUUAUUUUCAACUAUGAGCACUUGAGUGCCCCACUGGAGUUGACGGUUUGGGUACCAAAACUUCCUCUGCAGAUUGAAUUGUCAGAUGGCAAAUUAAGUCAAGUGAAAGGAUGGAGAGUGCCAAUCCUCCCUGAUAGAAGAUCCACUCGUGACAGUGAAGAUGAAGAUGAGGAAGAGCGAAGCAGAACACGAGGCUGCACUCUGCAGUACCAACAUGCACUAGUGCGUGUGUUCACACAAUUCCAUACAACAUCCUCAGAGGGCACUGAUCAGGUGAUCACCAUGUUAGGACCUGACUGGUCAGUGGAUGUCACUGAUCUGGUCAGCGACUUCAUGAGAGUGGCAGAUACAAGAAUUGCACAGAUUCUGGAGGGCAAUGUGCUGAGUGGACGUGAACCCGGAACAACUAUGUUCAAGGUUGUCUCUCCACUUAUGGAAGUUGUACUGGGGGAAGUGCCACUGAUUGUUGCCGAUGAUAAAGUCACCAUUACUGAUCUCAGAGCAGAACUCGUCUCAGGUCUGUCACUGAGCCUUGAAUCUAAUCCUGGAACUAGUCACACCUUUAUUGCCAAGACAAUGGCUCAACAGCGCCUUCAAACACUGAAACAGGAAGGCAUCCUGAGCACAUGGAUUUUCUACAGUGACAACACAGCUGUUCCAUUGACCCUUUAUGAUCCUAAGGACUACAAUCUGACAGUUACCACACUAAAUGACAAAGUAGUCUCUUCAACCCAGGAUUCUGUUUGGUCUGUGAUAAUAGCAGAAGGCGAAGGGUCAGGUGAAUUUAUCAAGGUGGAAUUGGGGAUCUGUGAACUGUGUAAAAAGACCAAUCGCAAGAGUUUGUUGUUUGUAACACUGGUAAAUGUGAAUGUCCACUUUGGGUCUGAUGAUAACUCAGAAGAAGACCUAGAAAACACUGGUGAGGACUACGCACCUGAUGGAGUUAGAUUUGAAAGUAACCCAUUUGGACAUAAACCAAAAGAGAAAGGGCAAUUUGACUUCAAGCCAGAUACAUCCUCUGCAACUGGUGACCAUGAGGAAAGUGUUCUACGGAAGGUUGGCACAACAGUAAAGUCACCUGUAGAAGAAAGGACUGAUUCAAGAGUGGAACCGGGCAGGGAUAUUGACGGCAUGCAAGAUAGUGGAGUGCACUUUGAUAACACAAGGGUGUCCAGCAUGCCGGUUGAUAUUGAUAUUACAGAUCUGCCAAAGGAUCUUGCAGAUCCUGAUGAUGAAUAUGCUCCCACACCAAGGGGUCUGACUGACUUGGAAAUUGGAAUGUACGCACUAUUAGGGGUCUUCUGUCUUGCCAUUUUGGUUUUUCUAAUAAACUGUAUUGUCUUUGUUCUCAAGUACAGGCAUAAACGUAUUCCCCCAGAAGGGCAAGCAAGCAUGGAUCAUUCACAUCACUGGGUGUUCCUAGGCAAUGGUCAACCCCUUCGUACCCAGGCUGACCUCUCACCCCAGCCUGAAAGUCCUGGAAACCCAUUAGAAAACCUCCAAACUUGCUGCCAUAGUGACCAUCAGAGUAGCGGCAGCUCACAGACAAGUGUACAAAGUCAAGUGCACAGCAGAGCAGAUGGUUCAUCUGGGGGCUCAGUAAGGGAACACAGUGAGGAUCCGCUGCACUCACCCACCUCCAAAAGGAAGAGAGUCAAGUUUACCACCUUCACCACAUUGCCAUCAGAGGAACUUGGACUGGCCUACAAUUGCAUCCCUAUAGCCGAUGAGGAAGACAUUGAGUGGGUGUGCCAAGAUAUGGGCCUCAGAGACCCAGAAGAACUACACAGCUAUAUUCAGAGAAUAAAGGAGAUUGCAUAGAUUGCUGCAGCUUUUCCUUUGGUACAUUUAUAUUUACCAGAAAUUUGUUUCAUGUACAGUUGUUUUUUUGUUUGACCCACAGUAUGAGGCUGCAAAGCACGGAGAACUACGGAACAUAAAAGCACUAUAAAAACGCUUGUGGUCAAUUGGCCACUGACAAGGCUGCAUUAAAUAUAAUGCAUUUGCAGCUGAUCAAAUGUUUUGGAAAGAUUAUACUCUACUGUAAAUGGUGUUAACAAAUUACAGUUUACAGGAUGCAAAGCCUCUUAUGACAAUGUAAGAAAUAACUAGUAUAGCACAGAGGCAUACUGUUCACUGUUAUUCAAAGAGUGUAUGCUGGGAUUUCUUUGUGUAGGUGACAGUAAAACGAGAGUGCAUCAUUAAUGAAAAUGCUUAUUUUCAACUUAGACUCCAAUAGUCUGCAAGCUGCAGAAAAUCACAUGCAAUACACAUUGAUGGAUUGCUAAAAAGUGCAAAAUGAAACUUGAGCUACUAGAUUUGAAAGAACAGGUAUGAUAAACCUGUAUCGAGUAGGUUGACCAAUGAACCAAGCUGAUCGUUUCACUACCAAUUCUGUCUGAAACAGUGUUAUUUAUUGCAUUUUGAAAGUAAUCACAGUUUGAGCCCAUAGUCAGUUCUGUACCUUGAUGACAUCUGUUCCAUUCAAGUUUAGGUUUCAUUUAAAUUGCACUGAUGGAAGCUGUUGAAGCAAGUGCAUUACACGAUCGAAGUGAGUGCUGAUUGGAGCAAAGUUGAUAUAUAAGUGAUUAUUCAAAGUGAUGAAUAGGUUUCUCUGUUUAUGGAAAACAAAUGUUAUAUAGCUCUGUGAACUGUGGCAGCACGUACUUGGCAUCGUUAUAUAUUCAUUUUAAUUUAAUAUACAUACUUACAGUACGAUUUAUUGGAAAUGCAGGAGCAGAAAUGUUCAUAUACACAAGCUUUCUUAAUCAACCACAGUAAGAAUCAGGUGUGUUCAAAUGUAUUGCAAAAAUUCUGAAUUUGCACGAACUGGAACCUGUAAUUUUAUCUAUAGAACAAUAAUAACAAAUGCAGCCUAAAAGUUAGGAGUUCUGGAAGGCUUCUUUGUUUAGUUGGGUAAACAAGGAAUUGGAUCAAUUCACUGUGAGGAACUGUUAGAAAAUAAACCCCAAAUGACAUCAGCCAUUGUAAAUAAUUGAAGGAGAAUUUGGCUCAAGUUGACCGCGCGUGUGUGUGUGUGUGUGUGUGUGUGUGUGUGUGCGCGCACGCGCGUGCACGCUUAUAGUUCUGUGCAGAUCUCCCAGCUUGAAAAAGAACUAAUCUUGGCUACGUGCUGUAGGCCAGUUGAAUUUUCUGACUAAUCCACUAAAUUUUGGGCGAAUUGAGAAUACAUUGAAAGAGAAUAAUCAAGACUUGAUAGAAUAAUGGCAGAAUAAGAUUUCUCCAAGGUGCAUAUGCUAACUCCCCUGAAAUUUGAUGUGAACAACAGUUUGGAUUUCCAGUCGUAAGAGUGAGAUAGUUUUAUCUCAUGCUUAUGAUUUCUUAUAUAUAAAUUUCUGUAUUAAACAUAACUUCUAAUGAAGCUCUUAGUUGACAUGUGCCAUUCUACCCAGUUGGCUGUUGUUUUCAUGUUCUUAAAUGUACCAUAUCUAAUUUGUAAAUCAGUGCUCAUAAUUGUUGAAGUAUACUUGAAUCUUCAGUUAGUAUUAUUUUGACUUGUGAUAGUUUUAUUUACUAUUUCAUAAACUGCACAAAAGUCUACUAGUUAGAAAUUUCUGAAUCGGUGCUUGUUGAUUCACAUUUUUUCUGUUCAGCUCUUGGAACAGAAAUUCCUGCUUGACCACUUAAUGCUCCUCAAAAUAAAUACCAAUUUAAUGCCCAGAUUCAUUUACUCUGUUCAAUUAACAGAGUAAAUAACUGAAUGUGAGUAAAUCUUGAUCCUCACAAAGUCCUGUCAAUUUAUGUAUACCUUAUAAUCAAUAAUUAAUACAUACCUUCUUGUCAGUGACCUUUUUAUCAAACAUGUCUUGAGUCAAAGACAAUGGUCUGGAUUUUACAAUGGGAAUUAGUCCACUUAAACUGUCAGCCAUUUCAGGAGUUCACUCAUCCUCAGUGAGCCUACAUUCCAGCAUAGGAUGUGCUGCAUAGGUUCAUUCAGAUUUGUGUUGGCAUGAUUUAUGGGGGGGAGAAAUAACUUUUGUCUGACAUCAUCCCACUGUAAUACCUUUGAUAAAGUUACACCUUUGUUGAAUGAGGUGUAACUGCAUUUUUAAAGACGUGCUAAAUUCAUCAUUAGUUCGAACACACCUGUAGCCUGAACAGCUGUGGAAAAUCAAAUCUCUAUCAUAAUGACAAAAAAAGUUACAAUUUUAAUUUCCUAUUUUUGUAAAAUCCCUACACUAUGGAAACAGGCCCUUCAGCCCAUUCGGACCCUCCAAAGAGCAUCCAACCCUGACCUACUUCCCUACCCUAUCCCUGUAAAGCUGCAUUACCAUUGGCUAAUCCACCUAAUUUGCAAAUCCCUACACAAUAUGGGCAAUUUAACCUGGCCAAUCCACAUAACCUGCACAUGUUUGGACUGUGGGUGGAAACCAGAGCACCUAGAGGAAACCCACACAGAUACAGGGGGAAUGUGUAAACUCUACACAGACAGUCGCCUGAGGGAGGCAUUGAACUUCAGUCCCUGGUGCUGUGAUGCAGCAGUGCUAACCACUGAGCCAUUGUGCAUGAGAAUAUCUCAAUGUAAUUGGCUUCUUACCUACUUGCUGAUAUAUCUGUUGCUACAUGACAAGACAUCACUUUGAUCUGCGUCAGAUUUAAACUGCUGUCAGGCAAGGCAACCCUACCAAUGUAACCAUUAGGUCUUUGAGGGCAGAUAUCUUUGAGGUAAGUUGCAAGCAUCUCAGCUUCAUCACUGAUUUUUAAAAACGGGGCCAAAAUUUAAUUCAAUUUUUGGACUGUCAUCCCAAUGUAAUAUCAAAAAAACGUAUUGAAGUGUUUUGUAACAAUAAAAUCAUUGUUCUGACAGUUGUUCCUCAGAAAUUGCGAAUAUGACAAAUAGAAUACAAUAACCUAAAAUGCUGCGGAUGUAUUCUCCUGAUUCAGUAUUGUGAUACUGGACCUCUGUGUUCACCUUUCUCCACAUGCCCCCCCAGCUUUCCUCACUUGGUCUUGCCCUCACUCUCUGACUCAUUCUCAAAACAUUACCACCUUGCUACUUCAUUCCCUGCCUUUAAAAGCUUCCAGAAACCCUACCUUUUUUGACUUUUUUCACUGCCUUUGACCAACUUUCAUAAAUCGUCUGCCUCUCUGCUUUGGGAAGCACCUUGGAAGUUUUGCAACAAUAAAUGCAAAUGCCAAGUUAUUAUUGUUUCUGAGAUUGUAAAAUUUCAAAGUUUGUGCAAUGGCAUACGAUAUGUAGUUUGCUUAAUCAUUGUUGAGAAUAUGGGGAAAGAUUUAUAGCAAAAUCAUCAGUGUGUUUAUGAAAGAUUGAUUUCUGAUUUUUUUGCAAAUAGUGCACAAAGAAAAUUUUCACUCUUGGUAACUGAGGUAGCAGGAUUAAAAUUUAGGAUUGUAAGGAAAUAAUAAAAUUAAAGUGGAAAUCUGCAACCAGAAAUUACUAUUGCUGAUAUUAAUUAACAAACAUUUCAUGCUUGCAUAUAUCAACAUAUUAAGAUAGAUUAAUGGCUGAUACAAAUAAUAUUGAACAGUCAUCCUUUAAAGUCAAGUAUAAUUUCAAGGUUCACAUAACAUUCUUCGAUUAUUUUAUUGUGUGGUUGAGGAGAAGGAUGUACCUGAACUUGGAUAUGGCAAGAGAACCAGCGAGGCUGAACUUCACAGAAAUCAGCUUACUGAAAGAGAAAGUUUAUUUCCUCAUGAACCGAUUCCUAAAAUGUGCAGAGAUCAAUACAAUUCCAGGCUAUGGAGAAGAACAUCUUCUGUAUGCCUGACGCAACAUUUUACUUACUGGCUGGUAAAGGCAACAGUUACUGUUGCUACACUUGCUUUAGGGUUGCAGCAGAGGGAAAGAUCAUACAAAGCCCUUGCUCCUAAUUACCGUUCCUUGGCUCUUCAGGAAAAUGUAUAUCGAUUAGGGAGAAAAAGAAAGCUUAGCUGACAUUUCUAUUGAGUUCAUACUUUCCCAGAACAGUAUCACUUUUCUCCCUUCCAUUCAAGGGACAUAUAAUACUUUUUUAGCCUUCACCUGCUACUUGACAAAAUGCCAGAAGGUGUUUGAUAAUAACCUCAUGGAAACUCGCAAUCUAAUUUCCCAUUUUCCCCUGUGGUGAGAAACUGACCUAAGAUAAACAUAACCUGCACAAAUUAAUCGAUUGCUGUCAUAUUCUUUCAUUAAAACAUAAUUACCACUUUAUUUGAUUGAUACAUCAAAUAGGUGAAAUUUACUUAAAAUUUUCAAACAAAUUUACUUAAAAAACCUGAUAAUUUGUAGUUACAUACAAUGUACACAUCUUUAGUCGAGCAUACUGCUGCAUGGCGUCAUCGUAACUCAUUACACACUCUUCUUUAAGAAGUAAUACAGUUGUGGGAUUAAGUUUUCACAAGAUGAUAAGAUAUAGCAAUACACAUGGGCCAUUCAGCCGAUUGAGUCUGCUCCAUUAUUUAUUGAGAUUAUGGCUGAUUUGAUAAUCCUCAACUCAACUGUCCUGUUUUUCUUCCAUAACUCUUAAUUCCCUUACUGAUUAAAAAUCUCUCUGUAUCAGCCCUGAAUAUACUUAAUGACCCAGAAUUUACAACCCUCUGUGGUGAAGAAUAAACAAAUUCAUUACCCUCUAACAGAAGAAACUCCUCCUCAUUUCCAAUUUAAAAAGGCAACAACUUAUUCUGAGAUUAUGCCUUUGAUCCUGGAUUCUGCCGCAAGGAGAAAUAACCUUCACCUUUUGUCAAGUCCUCAAGAACUUUCUGCGUUCCAAUAAAGUUGCUUCUCAUUUUUCUAAUAUCCAAUUAUAGCAGGUCCAAUGUACUCAAACUCUCCUCAUAACACAGUCCUAACAAAUAUCUAUAUUAUGUCAAAACAAACUAUUUUGUUCAUGUUAUAUAUUAGAAUGUGUGUAAAGCAUAAUGCCUCCGGCGAGAACAAAAACUCAAAUUAUGAGUGGCAGAAAUGGUUUGUGUGAUCUGAAGUGUAAGCAUUCCUGGUUCUACAGUUUUGAAAACCACACCAUGUGAAAGAAGCAUGGACUGAACGAAAUGCUCAACCACUAAAUCAUUUAGACACCACAUCGCUAGUUUAAGCAUCAAGAAAAGUAUGAGCAAAGACCAAUAUUUGUAUUGUUAUAUGAAAAGAGUAAAACCAAGCUUCACUUUUAAUCAUUGUAAUUGUGCUUGUGUUGAUGUGUUACACUGGUCAAGUAUGGAGAAAAUUUGUAUAUCCCAUGUAUGAUCCUCACUGUAUUCAAUUACUAAUAUACACCAUUAUAAUUCUGAAAAUAUUUCAUACCUUUUUUCCAGUCAAUCUAUGAUUUGCAGUGUUUCAUUAGCCUGUCUAGACCGCAGCCACUAUAGCUGCUUGUAGCAAUGGAAGUCCAAAACCAUCAUAAUGAUUCUUCCAGGUAACUUACAAAAUUUAAGCUAAAUUGAAACUCUGCAACAAACUUUUAAAACAAAACUCAAAAGUGAAGCAACAUUGUGUUGUUAUCAAAUCUGUGGAUGAGUUAGGAGUCAACUCCUUUUUUAGGUUUUAACAGGAUGUGGAGCUGCGUGAUGCUGUAGGCCCGAAAUGUCAGCUUUCCUGCUUCUAAGGUGACAAUAGACAAUAGGUGCAGGAGUAGGCCAUUCUGCCCUUUGAGCCAGCACCACCAUUCAUUAUGAUCAUGGUUGAUCAUCCACAACCAGUAUCCUGUUCCUGCCUUAUCCUCAUAACCCUUGAUUCCACUAUCUUUAAGAGCUCUAUCUAUCUCUUUCUUGAAAGUAUCCAGAGAGUUGGCUUCCACUGCCUUCUGGGACAGAGCAUUCCAUAUAUCCACCACUCUCUGGGUGAAGAAGUUUCUCCUCAACUCUGCCUUACCCCUUAUUUUUAAACUGUGUCCUCUGGUUCUGGACUCCCCCAUCAACGGAAACUUGCUUCUUGCCUCCAGAAUGUCCAAUCCCUUCAUAAUCUUAUACGUCUCAAUCAGAUCCCCUCUCAUCCUUCUAAACUCAAGUGUAUACAAGCCCAGUCGCUCCAAUCUUUCAACAUAUGAUAGUCCCGCCAUUCCAGGAAUUGACCUUGUGAACCUACGCUGUACUCCCUCAAUAGCCAGAAUGUCCUUCCUCAAAUUUGGAGACCAAAACUGCACACAAAACUUCAGGUGCGGUCUCACCAGGGCCCUGUACAGCUGCAGAAGGACCUCUUUGUUCCUAUACUCAAUUCCUCUUGUUAUGAAGGCCAGCAUGCUAUUAGCUUUCUUCACUGCCUGCUGUACCUGCAUGCUUGCUUUCAUUGACUGAUGUACAAGAACAACCAGAUCUCAUUGUACUUCCCCUUUACCUAACUUGACUCCAUUUAGAUAGUAAUCUGCCUUCCUGUUCUUGCCACCAAAGUGGAUAACCUCACAUUUAUCCACAUUAAACUGCAUCUGCCAUGCAUCCGUCCAUUCACCCAGCCUGUCCAAGAUACUGCUUGACCUACUGUAUUCAUCCAGCUCCACACUUGUUAUCUCAGAUUCUCCAGCAUCUGCACUUCCUAUUACCUCCUUUUUUAGGUGUGCAGGUAAUAUGAAAUUAAGUUUCAGUCUUAUUGUCCUGAAUACAAUCUAACACGAUCAACAUUUUUCUUCUCCUUGUCUUGGUUUUGGUGUUGCUCUUUUCAUAUAGCAAUAGACAUCAUGGUCUUCACUCAUUCAUUUUUUGUUGUUCAGACUAGCAAAGUGGCUUUUAAAUGAUUUCGUGCUUUACCAUUUUACUCGAUCCACUUUUCUUUUAAAUGGUGUAGUUUUCAAAACUCAACAACCAGGAAUCUUACAUUACAGAUCACACAAACCAUUCUGCAACCAGUAAUUUGAGUUCUUGUUCUAGCCUGAGGCAUCAUACUUUAUGCCCAUAAAGUUAAACUUAAAAUCAAGAAACAAUUUUUAACACAAAAACUAAAAAUAUAUCAUUUUCUCCAACAAAACAGUAAAAGGGCUGCAUAUUAAAGGAAAUGGAGCAAACAUUGCCAAAUUGAACAGCAAUGAUCUAAUUGAAUGGAAGAAAAAAUUUGAGGGGCUUAACCCUUUACGUAGAGUAGCACUAAAUUAAAGUUUGUGUUUUUCAUAAAUUUAAUUUAAUGGCUUUUGGAGGUGCUAUUUUUAGCAAUAACAUUAACAAUAUACUUUUAAUUCAGUUUACUUAUCAUGGAUUUUUAGUAAGGAAUCAAAAAUAUUAGUAUCAGAGAGAAUCCCCUGGAAGAAUCUUCCAAAGAUUUGAAGGACAAUGUCAGGAUUACUAUCUGUACUUUGAAAAUAAUUGUAGGGGUGCUGAAAUAAGUAACAUUGAGCUGCUAAUAAUGAAACUGUCUGGUGAAAUUGCAAUCCAACUUCUUUGACAAAUGUACAAAACUAAAACUUACUGAAAGAAUAGGAGGGAAGUGAAAGUUGCAUUUUUCCCCAAAGGAGUUAAAGAGUGCUUAGUUAUCUUCUGCAUAAUCCCUAUUUUGCAACUUUUCACAAUCAAAUUAUAAAGUUGUUCAAUUUCUGUGUAAAGAACAGAUUAGACAUGGAAACCAAAGCCAUGCUAAACCAUUAAUUUACUCAUAGUAUUUGAAAAAUAUUUGAGAAGAUAACAGUGUGUGAUACAUGAAAUAUUCUUGAGUUGUGUUUUACACACUCUGAAGCCUCAUAGGACAUUUACAAAGGUAUCAUCUCAGUUGAAGGUGCACCAACAUUUAGGCUAAGGGUGACCAUAUUGUCAAUGCUAAGCCAAUGCAGCAGAGCAUAGCCCUGCAUCUUGAUCUUUACAAAACUGAUCCUACGAAGACUAUUGCCUUGAAGAUUGAGAACUGCCAAAGUUUGCAGAUGUGAUUGUUGGUAUCUUUGUGGAUAUGGCAAUCAGAUUAUGAUGGCUGCUGGUCACCAUAGCAGACAUUUUCUAAAUCAAAGUAGCACGUUUUGUAAGUGUAUUUCUGAAUCAGACAUUCUCAUAUCUCAUUGGUAUAACUAAGUCUUUUGUCUCAACCUUCUUUGGGAUAAGGAGUCUUCAUAUGUACCAGCCACCUGCCUUCUAUCUUCAAAUUCAGGUGAGUUGGCCCACAGUGCUGUCUGAAUACUCUAACUCCCAUCUGAGGUAUUCCUGUUUUUUAAAAUUAUUUGGAAUAAGAGAAUUCCCUUGGCAAACCAAUUAAUACUGGCAAUGGUGUCAGUGGUAAAAAUAUCAUAGAAUAUUAGCGUAAAGACUCAUAGACUAAGGUGCUGAGUGAAAAAUAAAAAUCCAGCAGGCAUAGAGAUUUCUUUAAGAAAUGUUUUAUUUUUCUGUGUUCUAUCCAUGAUUUGCUAAAUGACCCAAACGAUUGUGGAUAUGUGAAUCAAAUGCUGAACAUACUCAUACAUUAAGAAAUUGUCAGCCAUCGUGGGUAGCCCCCACUACCCCCAUUUUAACUGUAAUAAAACACCUGCCAAUUUUGGAGAGAUGUUCCUAUGGCAUAUACUAGCCCCACCUGAAAUGUUAAUAGCACAACUGAGAGAUAUCAGUCAGGCUAAUUCUCCACUGAAUUUCAUGUGCUGUUAAAUUCUAUCUGCCAAUUUCUAGGCCAUUAAAAUUAACUCCAUAGCAUUUCAGUGAACAAUCUUCUUGGUAAUGUUAUAUACAAAUAUCCAAAAUCUUACUUUACAACACAAGAUGUGUGAUGAAUUAUGUUAUGCCAUAAAUAUCUCACUAUUAUUCUUGAAUAUAUGCAUGUUAUAUUAUUUCCCAUGUUGUCAACUGCUGCCAAAAUUGCAUCAGUUAUUACAAUAGUUAAUCAAGUAGUAUGCAUUGUCACAGAUUAAAAGCAUUUCAGAAGUUCAAUGGGGUAUACUUGUGUUUGCAGAAUAAUAGGUUCAAGUUGAAUGAAGUAGCACCAUGAAUUUUAGGCAGCAUUUUUAGUAAGACUAGUAUCCUCUUUUCACGAUAAAAUUCAAGGUAUUGUGUACGUUAACUAUUUUAUCACAUAAUACGAUUCAAAAUUUAUCCAGUUUACAGUCACAAUCUGAUAUCCUUUUGCUAGUUACCCAACAAGUUUGUUGAGUGCAAUUAUUAAGAUUAUCCAACAUAGUUAGUAUUUUCAACUCCUUCUGUUUAUAUAUUCAUAUUAUUCUAUAUAUAUAUAUUUAAGCAUCUCCAUUAGAUUCCAGUCUAAAGUUCAAUCAUAGGCAUCAUUCAGUAUAUAGUAAAUAAGUCCUGCAGAUGCUAAAAAUCUGAAACAAAAUCAAUAUGUGCUGGUGAAAUUCAGCAGGUCAGGCUGCAUCUGUAAAGAGAACCACCGAGUUAUUAUUUAAUGUCCAGUGAUCCUUUAUCAGCAUUUAGUUUAGUCUUAUAAAUACAGAAUUUCAUUAAUAAGUUGCUUUUGGUGUAAUAAGGCAUUGUAACUGUGCAGACCAUAAUUUCUGUUGUUACUCAAUAACACUGGUAAGUUUGUUGGAAAGAGGUGUAUAAGACAAUGAGGGGCAUGGACAGGGCGAAUUGAAAGCUGCUGUUCCCAUUAGUUGCAAGGUCAUUAACAAGGAGGUGUAAUUUUAAAGUGAAAGUCAGGAGGUUUAGAGGGGAUUUAAGGAAAUUCUUUUUCACCAAAGAGUGCUGGGGGUCUGGCAGGCCCUGCCUUGGAGGAUUGUUGAGGUAGGAAACCUCACAACCGUUAAAAAGUACUUGGAUGAGCAGUUGAAAUGUCAUAACAUUCAAGGCUAUGGGUCUAAUGUGGAAAAGUGGGACUAGUGAAGAUAGUAGUAUACUUUUCGUCAUACUGACUUGAUGGGUCAAAGGGCCUCUUCUGUACUAUGUGAUUACGUGAUUCUAUGAAGAAUCUUUCAAUAUAUAGAGCUGAUCUGCAACCCUGGACUAGAUUCCAGCCUGCACUUCAUAUUUGUGCAACUAUAAUUCAAUAACUAACCCAUCUGAAUCCCUUGCUUAAAUUUCAAACCUGUAGGUCAUUCUCAGGUUGUAUUUUAAACAAACCACUCAGUAGAUACCAGCCUAUAAUCAUUUGCUUGUAUUCAGUAUUGUAUAUGUAACAAAUGUGAAAUUCACCACCAGGAUCCAUUAUGAUUUUAUAUAAACUAUUAGAACUGUUCAAUUAGAUUGCAGCUUGUAAUCACCCUUUGGAUUCAGUAUCCUGCGCUUAAAGGAUCUCAACUGACAAUUAAUGUUCAGUCAGUAAUUAAUCUUGAGAUAUAUUAUUGCCAGAUCUUAAAUGGAUUACAGUAUUCUCAUUGUUCAAUGUCUAAAGCUAAUCUUGUAUAAUGCAAACUUUUUUAUGUUACAAUUUGCUUUUAACACAAAUAUUAGGACCAUUUACAACUUGAAAAAGGUAAUUUCUGGAAACAGCAGUGAAACUACAGGGUUGAGUUUUAACCAUAGUUUCCCCAAUGACUCAUCGGCCACAUACUAAGUGCUUAACCAACAUCCAGUGCGUAUGAGUAUAAUUUAAAACACAAAGACUUGUAAAGAUGCUGUUGUAGAGUAAGAUCUUUGUUAAACCAUUAUGAGUGGAAUCUUUUUAUUUGAAGUUAUAAGACCAUGUUUACAAUAAAGUAGUCCCAGCAUUCCUCAAGAAUUAAGAAAGGGAAAGGAACACUAUCCAAAAAUCUCAUUUUUGUCCAAAGUGUCCAAAAAUGACUUUUUAAUCUGUACAGUCAAAAUCCAAUAUAUGUGCAAAAUAAAUUGUAUGCAUCAUGAUCUUCAAGCAUGCAGUUCAGUCUUAUAUUUUGCUUAGACUUUUAUUAGUUCUUGAAUAAAAGUUUAAUUUUUUUAAUGAAAACAGAACUUUUGUUUAUAUGUAAACAUUAUCAAACCUACAGAGGAUACAUGUCGGAAGAUAUAAAAUUAUUUAUUUAUACAAUAGGCAAAUCUGUAAAUAUUCCUCACAAUAAAAUCCUGUUAAUAGAACCAUUAGGUGUAUCUGUUAUCAGCUUGUUACGUUGUGACUUAUCAAACUGUCUGUGUCUAAUAAACACAA